Arabidopsis thaliana (thale cress) is the source of this 2374-nucleotide messenger RNA. RefSeq names its product hydroxyproline-rich glycoprotein family protein. The record is from RefSeq and is marked reviewed. NCBI's taxonomy places the organism in Eukaryota, Viridiplantae, Streptophyta, Magnoliopsida, Brassicales, Brassicaceae. The transcript has 4 exons. The coding region runs from base 450 to 1883 and encodes 477 amino acids.
GUGGUAUCUUGCAUAAUGACAAUAAGUAUAAAUAAUAAUAAAAUUUUCGAAAUUUCAAACUGACACGAGCUCACACCCACUAGUGCAACUGCUCUGUACAUAUAGUAAACAAAUGUUAAAUGUAGAAGAAGAAAAAAAGACCAAGAUAUACCCUUUGUCACAAAUUAGAAAAAGAAAGAAAGAGGAUCCUUAUUGUCAUUUGCAGAGAAAGCUACUUCACUCCUUUCUCUUCCUUCGUCUCUCCGUCUCCCUCAGCCCUACAUUUUCUGUUUCCGUCUACAAGAACCACUUUGUUGCUUCCUUUUCGAGCAUCGUCUUCGUCUUCUACAAAUUUUGUUUGUUGCUUGGUUUUGAAGCCGGCCUUUGAUGGGUGCGGCAGAAUCUGGAACCGAUCGGAGAAGCUUAGCUUAUGGAUUUGGAGUUUCUCUGUGAAUGAAUCUCUGUUUGUUAUGGGGAAGAAUACCGUCGAGGAGCAGAAUCUCCCUGUGAGCGACGGAGCUGCUUCGGCUAGGAAUAACGGAGGUGGAGGAAUAAGCACAUGUUGUUGCUGCGAUUGGAUCUCUAGCUACUUUAGUCUCAGAUGCGUUUUGAUUCUUGCUUUUUCUGCUGCUGUGUUUCUCUCCGCCUUGUUUUGGUUACCUCCAUUCCUCGGAUUUGCAGAUCCAGGGGAUCUAGAUCUCGAUCCAAGGUUUAAAGAUCACAGAAUAGUGGCGAGUUUUGAUGUUGGAAAACCAAUUUCGUUCAUGGAAGACAAUUUGAUGCAGCUUGAGAAUGAUAUCACUGAUGAAAUAAGCUUUCCCAUGACCAAAGUUGUGGUAUUAGCGCUUGAACGCUUGGGUGAUCUUAACAGAACAAUGGUUAUUUUUGCCAUUGAUCCUGAGAAGGAGAAUUCUAAGAUACCUGCCGAAAUAGAGAGUCUGAUCAAGGCAGCUUUUGAAACUCUGGUCCAAAAGCAGUUGUCUUUCCGUUUGACUGAAUCCUUGUUUGGGGAACCAUUCUUUUUCGAGGUGCUAAAAUUCCCUGGAGGAAUCACUGUGAUCCCUCCCCAGCCUAUAUUUCCCCUGCAGAAGGCCCAACUUCUUUUCAACUUCACAUUAAACUUUUCGAUUUACCAAAUUCAAUCAAACUUUGAGGAACUCGCUAGCCAGCUGAAGAAGGGCAUAAAUCUGGCUUCCUAUGAGAACUUGUACAUAACCUUGUCAAAUUCCAGAGGUUCAACAGUGGCGCCUCCUACUAUAGUUCAUUCUUCUGUUCUACUCACAUUCGGUUCAUCUUCGAGGUUGAAGCAACUUGCUCAAACUAUCACUAGCUCCCAUUCCAAAAAUCUCGGCCUAAACCAUACCGUAUUUGGUAAGGUUAAGCAAGUCCGUCUUUCCUCAAUCUUGCCACAUUCACCUGCCACAUCAUCAACCCCUUCCCCUUCUCCUCAACCUGAAACCCACCAAUACCCCCAUCAUCAUCCUCAUCAUCAUCACCACCAUCAUGAACUUGCUCCAGAACCUUCACUCUCACCUCCAACUAAAGGCUUUGCACCUGCAUCAGCGCCAACCAAACACUCACCUUUACCCCCGAGAAACCCGCCUUGCCCUUACGAGCAGAGGAGACCAAAAGGAAACAGUGCUCUAAACCAUCAUACUGCACCACCAACGCCUGCACCACACCGGUCUCAGCCACACCCACCAGCACCAAACCCAGCCCCGCCACGUCAUCAUGCCAUACCAGUAUCUAGCCCACUUCCCCACGUUGUAUUUGCUCAUAUCCCACCUCCAUCAAAAAGCAGCCCAGAAUCAGAACCUACAGGCGAAAAAUCUCCCUCACCUGCUCCAACCCCAUGUAAGUCUUCUUCUCUAACUCAGUUCUCAAGAUCUGCAUCACUGAACUAAAAACAUCUGAAAACAUGAAGCAGCUUCUGCGAGCAUUGGUCCAACCUUCAAAAAGGCAUCAUCACAGCUCCUUGUAGUAGUAGUAGCCGUCAUAAUCAUCUGUCUGUAAAACAAAAAACAAAAAAAAAACGCCGGAAGAAGCUGCUUUUUAAGUCCAAGCUGGAAAAAUCAGCAGCAGUUCACAAAAGCACAACUUCUCCGGGUCACAACAUCAAUCAAGGUAAUUGUAUAAAGGAACACAAGGAACAAAAAAUGUAUGUAUGAAAAAAUGAAGAGAGUUUUUUUUUGUAAAAGAGUUGUUGAGGUUUGCAGCACAAAAGUGUGUCUUGCACCUUACAUCCGAGAAAAAAAGAAAAAACAUAUAUAUAAACAAAAAAAAAAAUUUCUGUUUUAAUUUUUGUAUAUAAAGUAAUCUUGUUUUAACCAAUUUGUGUGUUUUCUGCUCGAAGAUCUCUUUCUAGGGUUUUCAUAAUGAAUAUUUUAUGUAUGGA